Pseudoliparis swirei is the source of this 2140-nucleotide messenger RNA. RefSeq names its product hepatocyte nuclear factor 3-beta-like. Lineage: Eukaryota; Metazoa; Chordata; Actinopteri; Perciformes; Liparidae. The record is from RefSeq and is a predicted model, not a curated record. The transcript is spliced from 2 exons. The coding region runs from base 288 to 1583 and encodes 431 amino acids. Gene Ontology annotation, molecular function: transcription factor binding; DNA-binding transcription factor activity, RNA polymerase II-specific; RNA polymerase II cis-regulatory region sequence-specific DNA binding. Gene Ontology annotation, biological process: cell differentiation; regulation of transcription by RNA polymerase II; anatomical structure morphogenesis.
CGGCAGCGGGGAAGGGAGCGUAGGCAGCUGAUUGGACGGCGGCUCCGCGGCACGAGCGCAGGUGCCCGGAGCCCCUCAUCACGCGCGCACAGCAGAGUCCCGGUCACACGGACACCGCGCCGCGCAGGUGAGAGCCAGACCCGGGGAGACAGCCAGGACGCACCGGAGCGGCACCGGAGGGGUUCGGUGCGCGUUUGUUUUGUUUGUUUGUUUGUUUGUUGUUGUUGUUGUUGUUGUUUUCUUCGCCUGAAGCCGGUUGGAUGCGUUAAGUGCGGGGAGCGUGCACGAUGCUCAGUGCAGUGAAGAUGGAGGGACACGAGCACGCGGACUGGAGCGGCAGCGGCUACUACGGAGAGACCGAGUGCUACACCGGGAACAUGAACUCCGGUCUGUCCAUGAACUCGAUGAGCGGCUACAUGAGCGCGCCCGGCAUGACCAGCACCGGCCACAUGAACGCGCAUUACGUGAACCCGGUGGGGGUCAACCACCACCUUGCGAUGCCCGUCGGGGUGUCGCAGGGCCCCGGGGGGGCGAUGGCGCAGGCCGGGGUCGGGAUGGGGAGCAUGAGCUCCAUGAGCUCCAUGAGCCCGCCGCCGCCCUACGGCAGCGUGCCGGUGAUGAGCCCGGUGUACGGCGAGGCCUGCGGCGGCAUCCGGUCCCGGGAGCCCAAGCCGUACCGGCGCAGCUACACGCACGCCAAGCCGCCGUACUCGUACAUCUCGCUGAUCACCAUGGCGAUCCAGCAGACCGGCAGCAAGAUGCUAACCCUCAACGAGCUGUACCAGUGGAUCACCGACCUGUUCCCGUUCUACCGGCAGAACCAGCAGCGCUGGCAGAACUCCAUCCGGCACUCGCUGUCCUUCAACGACUGCUUCAUCAAGGUGCCGCGGCUACCGGACAAACCGGGGAAGGGCUCCUUCUGGGCGCUGCACCCGGACUCCGGGAACAUGUUCGAGAACGGCUGCUACCUGCGGCGGCAGAAGCGCUUCAAGACCGGGAGGGGCGACAAGGAGGCGGCGGGGGCGGCGGCGGGGAAGGCGGGCUCGGAGGGCGGCUCGGUGGGCUCCGGUACCGGCGGUGGCGGCGGCGGCGGCAGCAGCGGCGGCAGCACCCGCUCAGACUCCCCGCGCUCCUCCGCCUCCGACUCUUCGUCCUCGGACGCGAAAGGCACCGGAGCGGAGCGCAGCGCGCACCGUGGAGAACUGCCGCCCCCCAGCCCGGUGCGCGUGCCCUCCCCGCACCUGUUCUCCCCCCCGCACCACCAUCACCCCCAUCACCAUCACCAUCACCACCACCACCACCCGCUGCACGAGGCCGCGCACCUGAAGCCGGACCACUACCACCCGCACUACGCCUUCAACCACCCGUUCUCCAUCAACAACCUCAUGUCGGAGCCGCAGCCGCACAGACUGGAGCCGGUACCGGUCCCGGUCCCGGGGCAGUACGGGGGCGGCGGCGGCUACGGCUACCCGGUGUCCGGGGCCCUGGUGGCGGCCAAAGGCGGCCUGGAGCACGCGCACGCGCACACCACCGACUCCAGCUACUACCGCGGCGCGUACACGAGGCCGCUCGUGAACUCUUGAGGACGGAAGCAGCGUGGAUUGUACAUUUGUGAAAAAAGGCCCUAAAUCUGCAGGACGUGUGUGUUUGUGCAACAGAUAAAAACUAAAAAAAAUAACUCAAAAAACUUUAUAUGAAAACAGUGUUUUUAUGUUUAAUCUGCAGAAACGUUUGUAGUUUAUCGUUUUAAAUAAGAUAAAAAGCUCGAUGUUAACAUGAGAUCCACUUUACAUGCUUUAACCAUCAGCUGCAGGGUCACACACACACACACACACACACACACACACACACACACACACACACACACACACACACACACACACACACACACACACACACACACACACACACACACACACACACACACACACACACACACACACACACACACACACACACACAGCAGGUCAACGUGGAGCCUGAUAGCGUCUCCUCUUCACAGACAAAGGAAACCCUCUGGACUCUUUUUUUAAUGUGUAAUUCUCUUCUGUAUAUUCAGAGUUUUAGGAUUUCUUAUCAAACAUAAAAAAGGAAAUGACGGCCACGUUAAAUAAGAAUAAUAAAGACUACAAAAGUACAA